AUCGGAGCCACUAUAAUCCCACACAGGUCAUUCUAUCGCCAUCCACACCAUUACUUCCUGUUGUUCUACACCGGAAGUGGACGCCAUGCUGGCACCACCGCCAACGUGUACUGCGUCAUUCAUGGCAAACAAAAGAAAACUAARCCCAUAGUGCUUCGCGAUCCCGARCGACUGCUUUUCCAGUCAGGAACCACGACCUCAUUUUUAUUGACCCUGAACAAAUCCCUWGAUCAAAUAACCAAGCUUCACUUAUGGCACGACAUCRGUGGACCCAAACCUUCGUGGUUUCUUGAAAAAGUUGUAGUCUGUCACUUAAAUACUGGUCUGCUGUGGCAUUUCGAGGCUCACCGCUGGCUUGAUGUAUCCGAGGAUGACGGCUCAGUCGAGUGUGUUUUUAUACGCGGUCCCGAGGUGUCUGUUACCAUGGUAACAGUACUGGUUGUUACAGUCGCAGUAGAUUCAAAAAAAGAUGGUGAUGUUUUCCCCAGCACGAAGAUCAUUCUUGGUCCAAUGGCUUUUAAACUGAGUGACAUUAUUUGGGGAGUUAUCUGCAGUGUUAUUCCAUUCUUCUUGCGUCUUCUUCUCGAGCUUCUCUUUACUUACUCAGAGAGUAAAUUCAGGCAGCUCCCGCCGGACGAGAGAGAUGUAAAAGCACACAUUGAYUGGUGCCUGAAUAAAGCUAACGAGAUAACAUUUCUUGAUGGGCAAUCCAACACGUUCGACGGUGAAAAGGAAAACAAUGACGAACUAGAAAACGCAAAGGAAGAAAAUGAAGCACAAAUAAAAGAAAAUGAAAGUGAAUUGAGUCAUAGGAUGAGARAAGRUAGUCUACAAAGUGAAAGUGAGUGGGAKUACUUGGCGGAGUCAUGGUCUGAAGUYUCCUUACGCAAUAUUGGUKUAGAUUUAACCGAUCACGACUGUGGUUCCGAAAAUCAAAAUGAAAAYGAGAGAGYGGAAACAGAUUUGCACGSUGUUACGAAUCCUGAUUCUACUCUCGAUGGAAAUUCUGACACAACGAUAAACAAAGGCACUGWGAUCGAGAAUCAAGGUGAAGUCAAAGAAAAUAUUUYYCCCUCGAUGCCAAACGAAGAUGGCAGCCCAAUCAUUCAACAAGCUGAAAAUGAAWUAUCAACAACACWRRAUACAGAAUAYGAGAAUCKAGAUGACAUCCACUUGAUAAAAGAGARAGAUUUUMUUGCRAUACCCAGUGACACAUGCCAAACUACUGCUGAAUCAAAUGCUCARUCACCAGAAAAUGUACRACAAAAGAACAGUCWCGAAMMUAYGACAGRGAAUGGAGAAUGUGUGAAGGAWGUUUUKGGGGAMAGUGAAUGCUCGUUUGAAGAUGGAAGGAUGUCAACUUCGAGUAAAAAGAUGGAAAAYGACGRAAAUGAUGGCRGAAUWACCGAUCAAGUGAACUUUGCUUAUACCAACUCCUUGAGAAACACUGAUAAAGUUCCCAAACUCUGGAAAAUGAUUCCCUUGCCUGGYUUUCUUAUCGACCCAAACAGCAUCAAAAUAAGAAACGAGGAAAACACGCUUAAACUUUCUAUCARGUUUUUUUACCUGGCUUUGUUUGUUUGUUUAGCGYUGUCRYUAGCAUCUUCURUCGUCACUAUYAAAUCCGGCCUUUCCWGGUCCAGUCAGACCACGGUAUCCUGGUUAAUGACGGUAAUAUUCGCACUCGUCUUUCAAAUAUCAAUAGCAGARAGUUUCUACGUGUUUUUCCAGGCGAUAUACUUCGGUGUYUACCUUCAAAGACCRWUCGAGGAGAAUGACGUCAUCAAYGAGCAAAAAAACAAGGUUUGGGCUAAGGAGGAAGAUGACGUCAGAUACUACGUGGAUGAUUUGGAUGACRUARGYUCUUCGGUUCCMAUGCCACCUAGUGCUCAGGAGGUUAAAAAAGCGCGGAAAAAAGCAGGGCAAGAUCGCCAGCUUGAGGAAGUCYUGAUGAUGGUSGCGUUUGAYGUCAUAUUUUUGUUGCAACUCGUUAUUAUAUCAUUUGGGAAUAGAGAUGCCUAUUCUUAUCCAAGUAGGAUUGUAGUGGAAACCAACUACAAUAUCUCCAACUAUACCAGCAUCCAGAAUGCUAACAACUUUUGGGGCUGGAUCAAGACCCACCUUGUAACAGGCUUGUAUUACGAAGGAAAUUUCAAGCAAGCAGGCUCCCGCCAAACGAGGGAUGGAUAUGGAACUUUAUUGGGUGUCCCAAUCCUAAGACAGCAGCGAGUCAAACCAAACGGUACAUGUACAUUAAACGAAUACAGCAGUCCCUACUUUCCGCAAUGCAACGUUCCAGUACCAAGUGUUGAACACUACGAUGAAAAAGACUACAGCCCCGGGUGGAAGUAUGAAGCUGCCCGUGACUUMAUCACCCAGUCACCAUGGAUACAUAAGAAAGGCAGCCAAUCAAACACAGACUACACAAUGUACGCGAGGAUUAACUCCUACGAAGCGGGAGGUUACAUAGCGUCGCUAGGUUACAACAAAUCCUCGGCUUUGAAAAUGCUGAAUGAGUUGCAACAAUUGAACUGGAUAGAUCGUUUCACUCGGGUGGUUUUUAUAGAGUUCGCUUCCUAUAACGGAAAUAUCAAUAUUUUAUCCGACGUAGCGUUUGCGGUUGAGUUUACGGCCUUUGGGGGCGCGUUCCCGAGAUUUGACCACUUUUCGUUCCGUCUCUAUCGGUACUUCACCCCUUUACAACUAAUAUACCUCGUCUGUGAGGUCAUUUUCAUCGUAUUUAUCGUCCAACUUAUAUACAAAGUCUCCUGUGAAAUCUACGAAUACAGACUCGCUUACUUUGCCUCAUUUUGGAAUAUGACGGACGUGGUUCUUGUCGUCGCUUCUCUCGUGACUAUAGGCCUCUACGGCGCACGCGCAAUACAACUUCAGAACGGAAUCAAGGCCAUACAAGAAAAUCCUACACUUUUCUAUGGGUUCUACCCCAUCGCUCUCUACGACAACCUCGUUGCUUUUAUUUCUUGUAUAGUCGUUAUAGUACCAACUCUCCAGUUCCUCAAGUUUAUGAAAUUUAACAAAAAUUUUAUGAUCUUCGAUUUGACCCUGAAAAUUCUGAUUCCUGACCUUAAGGGUUUUGUUUUGAUUUUCAUGAUCAGCUUACUCGGGUUCUCCUUCUGGGCCUUCCACAUGCUGGGAACUGAACAGGAACCGUACAGCACCUUUAUAGGAGCCUUCAACAGUAUUCUCUCUAUGUUAUUAGGGAAGUUCAGCUUUAGGGUGUUUGCGCCUGGCGAGUCCCAAGAUUUUGGGCCACUUUUCACCUACGCUUUUACCUUGGUCAAUGUAUUUGUUAUCAUGACUAUAAUCUUGUGUAUAAUAACCAUCGCGUUCACCAAAGCCAGGCAGGAUAAAUCGAUCAAGAAUAAGUACGAAAUAGUGAAGUUUAUAGUGUAUAGAGUCAAGGAUAUUCUUGGGUUAAAUCCUCCGUAUAUCCCUCCGAAACCAGUCAUCAAACCUACUCCUGUUGACUUUAGCCAAUUGCAGCUUGAACUCAAUACCCAAUACAUCAUGGAAAGUCAAAUGUCUAGGAUUCAGAGGUUCGCUAACGUGGUGUACAGCGAGGAGACCAUCGAUGACGUUGAGAUUGUUGAAAGAAUUUUGGGGUUGGACAAUGGCGCAGAAUACUUAAAAACCAUAAUACGGAAGAGAAAAGAAGAGCAACAAGUGUUGAUGGAAGGACAUCACCCAACAAUCGUCCCACACGAAGACCAGGGAAGUGAAGAACCAAAAGAAACAGCCAAUCACGGCCAAGACAGGCGCCUUUCUACCCUUAGUAUUGAAAACGAGUGUUCACAGGAUUUUAUAGCCUGAUUAUCGUAUCUUUGCGAGGUGUCAGGAGUCCCUUUUUAUUCUGUAUUCGUACUACUCUAACUACUUAUUUAAUAUAAUGUUAUCAACUUAGUACAGUAGAACCUCAACUAGCCUCGUCCCAAGGCUACUCCUUCAGCUCUCCCAAAUCCAAAAUAGCGGACGCUUUAGAGCAGUAGCCUGGGACGAGGCUAAACCUUACCUAUUAAGCGGCCAGUGCAAAGUCCCAAAGUGGGGUUUUACAGUAAUUUAUACCUCAAUAGCGCAGCGAACAGAUUCUAAAAAUACCUUCAAGACUUUGACAAAUAAUAAUUAAUAAUUAAAUAAUUUAUAAUAAUUUAAUACUUAUAUUGCGCGUGUUACAUGGGAAGAUGGUCACAUGCGCAUCACAAACUGMAAUAGAAAUAUAAAAAUAUAAAUCAUGAUCUAAACAUACCAUGUAGACCCGUUGCAUCAGCCUCAAAGCAGCGCAACCAGGGCCGGGUUGUUCAAAGCUGGAUUAGCGCUAAUCCAGGAUUAACUCUAUAGGUCUUAUUAAGAGUUAACCCAGGAUUAGCACUAAUCGGGCUUUGAACAACUGGGCCCUGGAGGGCAAGCAACGAACAUUGCAUGUCAUUUAACCGUGUCGAGUGUUAUACGAAAAGUUAGAAUACUAACCGAAUUAAACAAAGAUCUACUCCGAUCUUCUAUGAAAAUUA
This is a messenger RNA of Actinia tenebrosa (Australian red waratah sea anemone), 4526 nucleotides long. RefSeq names its product polycystin-1-like protein 2. Gene Ontology annotation, biological process: detection of mechanical stimulus. Lineage: Eukaryota; Metazoa; Cnidaria; Anthozoa; Actiniaria; Actiniidae. Gene Ontology annotation, cellular component: membrane. Gene Ontology annotation, molecular function: calcium channel activity; protein binding. The record is from RefSeq and is a predicted model, not a curated record.